UUUAGAAAGGAAGGUUGAGUGAGGAAGCUGCAGACUCCUGUGUGUGAAACGAAGAGCUGAGGAGGUGACUGCAGGGUAGCGUGAUGGCAGGGCGGGUGCUCUCCGCCCCUCUCCCUCUUCUUUUGCUCCUCCUGGUGGGAGUGCUUCCUGUGGCCCAGGGCUCUGGCUACCUGUCUGGAUAUCGCCUGAGGUCUCGCCUGCAGAGGGACCGCCACAUCCGUAACAUCCGACCCAACAUCAUCCUGAUCCUCACUGACGAUCAGGACAUAGAACUGGGCUCAAUGCAAGCCAUGAACAAAACCCGGCACAUCAUGGAGAAGGGUGGCACGCAUUUCUCAAACGCUUUCUCCACCACGCCCAUGUGCUGCCCGUCCCGCUCCUCCAUCCUGACAGGGAAGUACGUGCACAACCACCACACCUACACCAACAACGAGAACUGCUCGUCACCCUCGUGGCAGGCCCACCACGAGCCGCACACCUUCGCCGUGCACCUCAACAACUCUGGCUACAGGACAGCCUUUUUUGGAAAGUAUCUGAACGAGUACAAUGGCUCCUAUGUGCCCCCUGGCUGGAAGGAAUGGGUAGCACUGGUGAAGAACUCACGCUUCUACAACUACACCCUCUGCAGGAACGGAGUACGAGAGAAACACAGCAGCAGCUACUCAAAGGACUACCUGACAGACAUCAUUACCAACGACAGCAUCAACUACUUCCGUAUGUCCAAGAGGAUGUACCCUCACCGCCCUGUCAUGAUGGUCCUGAGCCACGUUGCUCCGCACGGUCCAGAGGACUCCGCCCCCCAGUACAGCUCUGCCUUCCCCAACGCAUCACAGCACAUAACCCCCAGCUACAACUAUGCCCCCAAUCCAGACAAGCACUGGAUCCUCCGCUACACAGGACCUAUGAAGCCUGUCCACAUGCAGUUCACUAACAUGCUGCAGCGCAGGAGGAUGCAAACCCUGCUGUCUGUGGAUGACAGUGUGGAGAAGGUGUACAACAUGUUGGCGGAGACAGGGGAACUGGACAACACCUACCUCAUUUACACCUCAGACCACGGCUACCAUAUUGGCCAGUUUGGCCUGGUCAAGGGCAAGUCAAUGCCUUAUGAGUUUGACAUCCGUGUUCCCUUCUACGUGCGAGGACCUAACGUGGAACACGGCGCCAUUAAUUCUCAUAUAGUGUUGAACAUUGACUUGGCGCCGACUCUGCUUGACAUGGCCGGCGUUGAUAUCCCAGCAGAAAUGGAUGGCAAGUCUAUCCUCAAGCUGCUGGACACAGACAGGCCAGUCAAUAGGUUCCAGUUGAGCAGGAAGGGAAAAACAUGGAGAGAUUCUUUCCUUGUGGAAAGAGGGAAGCCUCCACACAAGAGAGCCGAUGGGAAGGAAAUGGCCCAGGAGGAGAACUUCCUGCCAAAAUACCAGCGGGUGAAGGACCUGUGCCAAAAAGCAGAGUACCAGACCUCCUGCCAGCAGCCAGGACAGAAAUGGCAGUGUGUGGAGGACCCGACUGGCAAGCUGAGGCUGUAUAAGUGCAAGGGCAUGGCUAGUCUCUAUGCCCCACGUAUGCAGGCUCUGAUGGCCAGCGGUGCCUCCCAGCUAUCUCUCGCAUCCAACUCAGAGAGCUGUAACUGUGGGGAUGUGGGCAUCAAAACAUCAGUCCUGAAGAGAAAGAGGCUGUUCACCAAAAAGAAGAUGAAAUCCAGUAAGAGUGUCUCUAGGAAGCGCUGGGCUCGGUCUGUAUCAUUUGAGCUGGAUGGAGACCUGUACGCCGUGGACCUGGAGGAGGGCUACCGGCCCCUGGGAUCCAGGAACAGCAGCUGGACCAGAGACAGGAGGAGAGGAGUGGGGAAUGAGGAGGACAACGAAGAGUUCAGUGGUAUGGGGGUCACAGCCAAACCCACCACCAGCAGCAGACUCACACCGCCUGCUGCUCUUAAAGUCACAUACAGGUGCUCCAUUCUUAUGAAUGACACAGUAAAGUGUGAUGGAGGACUCUACAAGUCCCUUCAAGCAUGGAAAGACCACAAACUACACAUCGAGCAUGAGAUUGAAACACUGCAGACCAAAAUCAAGAACCUGCGUGAGGUAAAAGGUCACCUGAAAAAGGUGCGACCAGAGGAAUGUCAGUGUAACACUCCCAGUUAUCUCCUGAAGAAUAAAGAGACUUUCAGGCUAAACGCAGGACGCAUGCACUCACUUAGGAUGCCGUCCAAGCAGAAGAGUCAGUGGCUGCAGAAGGAGCAGAAGCGCAGAAAGAAACUACGUAAAUUCCUGAAAAGGCUCCAGAACAAUGACACCUGCAGCAUGCCUGGCCUCACCUGCUUCACCCAUGACAACCAUCACUGGCAGACUGCCCCCUUCUGGACAAUGGGUCCAUUCUGUGCAUGCACCAGUGCCAACAACAACACAUACUGGUGCCUCAGGACCAUCAAUGACACACACAACUUCCUGUUCUGUGAAUUUGCAACUGGUUUCCUGGAGUAUUUUGACCUCAACACUGACCCAUACCAGCUGAUAAAUGCUGUCAGCACCCUCGACCGCAACGCUCUGAAUGCAAUGCAUCAACAGCUCAUGGACUUAAGAGGCUGCAAGGGACAUAAGCAAUGCAACCCGGAGAAGGGAGGAAAGGAGCGAAACUACUUCAGUGAAUACAGGCCAGUUCAUCGUCGAAAGAGGCCAAAAGUGAAGAAGCCUUCCUCCAAAUCGCUAGGGCAGAUUUGGGAAGGGUGGGUUGGUUAACCACCUGCAUUCCAC
Messenger RNA from Seriola dumerili (greater amberjack), 2753 nucleotides. RefSeq names its product extracellular sulfatase Sulf-2-like (gene sulf2a). Gene Ontology annotation, molecular function: N-acetylglucosamine-6-sulfatase activity; glycosaminoglycan binding; calcium ion binding. The transcript is spliced from 21 exons. Lineage: Eukaryota; Metazoa; Chordata; Actinopteri; Carangiformes; Carangidae. The record is from RefSeq and is a predicted model, not a curated record. Gene Ontology annotation, cellular component: cell surface; Golgi apparatus; plasma membrane. Bases 84 to 2738 code for a protein of 884 amino acids.